UUCGGUGCGUCGGACUUACGUUACGUGUGUUCUUUUCAUUUAACAAUUCUACCGAAUACGUGUUAAUGUUAAAAAAAAAUCGUACACAUCAACCGACUGAUUUGUGUUUUAAGCUUGUUUUAAUCUGUGCCAAAAACUGUUGACAGUUGCAUUUUGAAUUUGACUUUUCUGUUAGAAAGUGCGUUCGGAGUGUUUUUCUGCCAGCUACCGAUGGCGAAGCGGUGAUGGCGUGGACUGUACGCGCAGUAGCGCUGUGGUGCGCCGUGGUCCUGGCGCUUCUGACCACGGCCGCCGCUUACACUGUCGACUGCAACCAUGAAUACACAGACUGCGACACCGAACUCAGUAAAAUGACAACUGACGAGGAAGAAGUGUCCCAACAUCAGCCAUCGCAUCUUACGAUACCACCGUUCAUCUUCACAACAACACAACAGCCGAAGAAAAUAUUCACGGAAACACCAACAACAACCACAACAGUCACAACAUCGGCUAAAUCUACAGUAGUAACACCUACCACAGAUUCUAAAAUAGAUUUAGAUACGACAGAAAUGACAGAUCUAACAGAUUCAAUAUUAAAAGCUAAACCAAGAUUAUUAGAUUUGAGUGUUGAUGAGUUGCAGAGUUUCGCGAAUGCAUUACACAAUCAAACAAAUCAAGGUAUUAAUAGAAAACUUUCUGAUAUAAGCGAAGUAUCUUUAGACGUAGACGAAGAUGACGAACCACCAAGACUGAUUACGAGUGUGCCUAAGAAUAAAGAUAUCACUGAUAAAUUCUAUUCAAAUCUACAAGUUCCCUUCAAUCCUUUACUAUCUAUAGAUAAAUCUGAUGAAGUUGAAAUAUGCAAGGAAAAUGAAAUUAUAUACAAGGUAGGUGAUCGAAUAGACAGAGGAUGUGAUGAAACAUGUGAAUGUACUACUUCUGGUAUAUUUGAGUGCUCGCCGCGCUGCAAGCAUCCUUACACACGAAGGGGAAGAAGAUUGAAUGAUCCUCUUUGCUUUGAAUCACCAGUAGACGAAUGUUGCUCUAUUAUUGCUUGUUCCACUGGAACUGGAGCAACCAAGGCUGAUGCGUGUAAAUUCAAAAAUGAGAGUUAUGCUGUAGGGUCAAGCUGGAAUAUAGGAUGUCAACAGACGUGUGUAUGUGAAGAGCAUUCUGUCGUAUCCUGCAGACCAAGAUGCAACCGACUACAAACAUCAGAGAAGUGUAUAAACGUUCAAGAUCCUAAUGACGAUUGCUGUGAGAUACAAGUGUGUGAUGUAUCGUCUGACGCGCACGAGGAGCCCGAGAACAUCACAAUGUCAACAACCACCACAACACCAUCAACAACCACACCGAUGACAACUACACCGGUCGCAACUACAUCAACUAUGAUUUCUUCUUUUCUGGCGUCAGAGACUGGAAGAUCAUUGGACGAUCAGAACGAUUCAUUCAGACCUACGAUCAGGCCGCUAGUGUUAACUGAACCGAUCGGAUCAGUAACAGUACUACAAAACAAUAGUGUGCAAGUUAACUUAAUGCAUAUGAAUAACAGCGAAGAUCCGAUACAUCUCUUACUAAGUAGCGACGGUGGACGAACAUUCAGAGACGUGGAACUAAGAUAUACCAAUUUAAUACUUAAUCUCGAAGGUGGCAAGGAUUAUAUUUUAAAAACAAAAGAAACAGGAACUAAAUUCAACUUCACAAUAACAGCAUCGGAUUCAACUUCGAAUGAAGUGCCAGUAGAAGAAAGUAAUGCGUACAAAAUAGGAUGUCAUCAUGAUGGACAAUUUUAUGCUGUCGGUGAAGAGUUUCACAUCGGAUGUUCAGAGUUAUGUGAAUGUACUGGCGAUGAGAAACGCGAGUGCGCGGCGCUAGUGUGCCCGUCCCAUGUUGGUCUGGAGCUGGUUAGCAAGGGUUGCGUGCGGUGGGCCGCCAACCCUCCCGCACACCCGCCUAACUGCUGCCCUAGAACUGCGAGGUGUCUCAGUGAUGGGACUUGUCAUUAUAAAGGAGUUGCAGUACCGAACUGGAGCGAAGUACCGUUGACUCUGACUGGAUGCGAACAGCGUUGCUUCUGUGAGAACGGUGAACUGGAUUGUCAAGAGGUGUGCUCACCAUUGCCAUCGUUGCCACCACAGACACUGCGAUGUCCUCCAAACCACCGCCCAGCUGCGGUCAAUAUAUCUGAUGAGGAUUGCUGCAAGCAAUGGGGAUGCAUACCUAAUGCUGGAUACAAGAAUGGAUCCAAAUAUUCGCAUGUUUUUCCAUCGCAUGACGCAUCACAGAAUCACGUGACUCCGGUCGCGCCCGCCCUACCGACUGUCACGACGCCACUCCCCACACCACUCGUCAUGACUGAGACCAAUGACUUCUUUCGACAUAUGAACCCCGCCAAGACUAGACUCAAAACCAACAAACUUGUACAACCGCCCGACCCCGGCCCUAUUGCAGACGACUCACCGUACCAUUAUGUACACGAGACAAAGAACAACACCUUCGCUAUAUACAGCCCGAACGAAUUCCACAGACCAUUCAAAUUACUACAGCCCAUACCACCCGUGACAAGUAUAAACGUCAACUGGAAAUCUUUAGAGCCACCGAAUAAGUCUGUCCUUGUCGCACCCGUGCCCGUCUCUAUUCAACCGAAUAUACCGCUCGCUUCACAUCAUUCUGAUACAAGAACUAAUUCGCGGAACCAUUUAAGUUACGUCCUACCGGACAAUAAAAUAAAGGACUUGUUUGAAAAGUACAAACAGAACCAAAUGAUGGAAGCAAAAUCUAUAUCAGACCACGAGGAGUACGUGCAACAAAUGCAUGAAUCUGUCAGCAAAGUACCGCUCUUACAAAUGCAUAAUUUAAAUUAUUUCCUACCGGUUUAUGAUAAAAAGAUACCGAGUCAUGUUCCAUUUAGUUUUGGUGAAACAAAAACAACACCGGGCAGCAUGAAACCGAUAAAAACAUAUUUCGAACCCAUGUUCAAUCAGUCGGCGGAUUAUUAUAGAAAAUAUCCGAACCCACAGACUUACAAAAAUGGCCGCCAUGACGUUCACGGAUUACACGGCAAACAUGUAACCAUAUUACGCAGCAAAGACUUGAAACCUAUACGACCUUCUGACACAGGGAACAAUGAUAAAUCCUGGCCGAACAUACACGUUUUAACCAAAGUCCCGAAUCCCUACGAAACUGUUUUGUUUCGAGUGUUGCCUGAACCUAUAACAGAUAUGCAGAAAGUACCUAGCAAUAGUGUUAAGCUUAAUAAGGUUUCAGGUAAAAGCUAUUCAACAUUAGACCUGGAGCAUAUGCUCUCCCAAAUGGAGGUGGAAUCGGAGGUGAAUAGGAAUCUUGGACGUUCGGCUGAUAAAGACAUAGGAGAACACGCGGCAGGUCCAAUGCCAGGUUUUCCAGGUAAACCACAUCCACCGGAGUUUAUACCAACUAUACCUCCUGAGGUCCGAUAUCCACAAGAAGAUAUAGUAGAUUAUGAACAAAAUAAUAUACAUCGACCACUAAAUCUUGAUCCAACGAUCGCCGGCAUACCAAUGCCACCUUCAUAUUCCGAUGACAAUAAGAAACUGUCCGUUAUAUUAUUACAAUCGGAUACACCGACUAGUGUUAAGAUGAUUUUCGGCCUACCCCCAGUUUUGGUCGGGUUACGUGGAAGCGUUGACCUACGAUACACUGACACGGCGGACGAGGAUAUAUCUCAUUGGUAUUCCCAAAUAUUUGCACCUGCGGAUGAAAUACUUGGCACACAGAGGUUGGACUUCAGACUGACUGGCUUGAAGCCUUCAACCACUUAUAAAAUACGAGGCAAACUGUACUUACACAAUCUGCCCGUCGAGCCAGAGAGUGAUGUAUUCAAUGUGCGCACUCUAGAUUUACCAGUGGUUCAGGCUGAGGAAGAGAAGCGACGUGAGAUCAACAGCAGACUGACAGUGGUUGAAGUUAACGAUACCACCGCGCGGCUCAGCUGGCGGCACUUCACUGAUGAUGAACUGCAGUAUAUUGAUGGAAUUCAAGUUCGGUACCGUCCUGUGGGCACGCCGAUCUACAGUAUGACGGAGGUGUUGCACCAUGCGCGUGCGCAGGCCGAACUGAGCGCCCUGCGGCCUGCAGCACGUUACGAGGCCGAGCUAGUGCUAAUCCCGCCGCCGCGCGCGCUCACUGAACUGUACGAUGCAACCAAAGUCGAGUUCACCACCUCGCCUUAUGUUGAUCCUUACAACUGGACCGUGACAGUAGAGGUGCAUACAGUGGGCUCAGUCGCUGCGGAGCUAAUGUGGCACGGCGUUCCCGCUCCCGCCGAGCGCUGGGUCAGGAUAUACCGGGCGGCGCACGCCUGCGGUUCCUCGCGCAAAGAACAUGACGAUUUCCGACUGGCAACACGAGACCUCCCACCCACUGUCACACUUAAUGGACUUACACCUAACUCUAAAUGCCGAGUGUGGCUUGAACUGUACCUGACGAACGGCAAAGUAAAGACAAGUAACGUUGUAGAGAUACAUACCAAGUCUGAGAACUCUCCGGAGACUGUGGACAACAUAAUAGAGGCGUCGUCAGUGUCCGGUGGUCGUGGUGGGCCGCCGCGUGGAGACUACUACGGCGCAUUGGUGGCUGUGGGCGUGGUGGCAGCGCUGGGCGCCCUCACAUCCCUGCUGCUGCUACUGGUCGUGGUCAGACGACACCGGCCGCGAUCUGUGCCCAUCACGCCCGUGCCAUCAGCACCACGCGAGUCCUCCCUGCCGCCGUACGACAACCCAGCGUACAAACUGGAACUGCAGCAGGAAACUAUGGGUAAUGGAAAUUAUAAGUUUAGCAUGUGAUCUCUGACAGUUAAGUUCCCGUGGGCACCAGGGCAAUGGGCUCAACGGGAUCGCAGCCGACCCGCAAGCUAGGCGUAGGCCGUACAAUGAAAUGGCCGUGUAAACAAGAACUAAAAACCAAAAGUUUUUGGUUCAAGUGAUAAAGUGGAAGAACUAUGUGAACUGAUUUUUUUUAGCAUUGUGAAUUUAAUGCAUUGCGUUAAAAAGAAAUUAUUAUAUUAAGGUUGGUACACACUAUAGCACUUGUAAGUGUAAGUGUGCCGUAGUGUAGAAGUGCCUUUAUAAUUUUACUUUGUUAUAUAUUGUAGGCAUACUUAUUUAAUUUUAAAUUAUCCUGUAUUUAAAACAUGAGAAUGUGACUCGUAUGCAAUUCCAAACGAUAUAACAAAGUCUUUACCGAUAAGGCCGUUGUUUUGGUAUUAAACCGAAUUAUAGCUAUAUAACUUUAAGGAAUACAUGUACCGUAUGUAAAGAAUUUCCUUACAAACCAACUUUUAAAUUGUGUUAUAUUUGUAGAAAUGAAAAUUAUUAAAAGCAAUAUUUUUUAUAAUUUAGAGUUACUUGUUACUUGCAAUUAACAAUAAGGAAAAGUGCACUUUUACACAACUAUUUAACUUUUAACUAUAAACUAUACGCGAUAUUUUUUUUUUUAGUUUUUAUUGACAUUAGGCGAUAAACAAAGUACAUUCGCUAAGAAAUGAUUCCUUUAUGGAACUUCAAAAAUGUAGAGAACGGCCAAUAACUUUCGAUAAGACACGUGAAGGUAAAAGAAAAAUCGUGAGUCAAC
Messenger RNA from Papilio xuthus (Asian swallowtail), 5589 nucleotides. RefSeq names its product stranded at second (gene sas). The record is from RefSeq and is a predicted model, not a curated record. Gene Ontology annotation, biological process: positive regulation of cell differentiation; cell adhesion. Gene Ontology annotation, molecular function: integrin binding. NCBI's taxonomy places the organism in Eukaryota, Metazoa, Arthropoda, Insecta, Lepidoptera, Papilionidae. The transcript is spliced from 19 exons. Bases 225 to 4802 code for a protein of 1525 amino acids.